Lizanozyma spartinae is the source of this 2112-nucleotide messenger RNA. RefSeq lists its product as uncharacterized. NCBI's taxonomy places the organism in Eukaryota, Fungi, Ascomycota, Pichiomycetes, Serinales, Debaryomycetaceae. The coding region runs from base 1 to 2112 and encodes 703 amino acids. The transcript has a single exon. The record is from RefSeq and is a predicted model, not a curated record. Gene Ontology annotation, biological process: intracellular protein transport; vesicle-mediated transport. Gene Ontology annotation, cellular component: membrane coat. Gene Ontology annotation, molecular function: clathrin binding.
AUGAAUGAGGCACAGUUCUUCAACAAGAUCAAAGCUUCAGAGCUUCAAGUUGAACUUGAACAAGCAUUCAAGAAAUCCAAAACAACGACUAAAGUUGCCGUAGUAAUGAAGAAAAUAGUGGCCAAUAUCAUUCUAAAUAAUCUGGAAAUGGUCCGGUUAAUGCCGGAAGUCGUUGGACUUCUAUCAAUGGAUUCAUUUGAAAUUCGUAAGAAAUGUUUGCAAUAUUUGAAUGCUUAUGCCAUGAUGGACCCUAAGCUGUCAUCUGAAGCCAUCCCUAUGUUAAGACGGUUUCUUGAAGAGAAACUGAGUCCUGGACUCAUCAUCAUAACCCUCAGAACAGUCUCCAGUAUUGGAAAUCCUGAUUAUGUUAAAUUGGCUAUUAGUAGCAUCCCUAGACUCUUAAGAAACCAAGAUCCAAUGAUUAGAAAAGCUGCAGUUUUGGCAGUGGGGAAAGUUUACCAAUUCGAUCUGAAAAGUGUUACCCGGGAGAAUUUGAUUGACCAAUUGAAUCUGUUGCUCCAUGAUGAUAAUAAUUUUGUGGUGGCCACAGCUUUGGCAGUGUUGGGGUUUAUCACUGAACAAAACAAUUCUUUGGCAUUGCAAGUUGAUAAGGAACAUGCCUUCAAAUUGGUGGAGCUCCUUCCCAAAUCGAAUGAAUGGUGUCAGAUCUAUAUUUUGAAUUCUUUGAUGCUGUUUGUUCCACAAACCCAUAGAGAAGCAUUGACUUUGAUUGAAGCCACGAUCCCAUCGUUACAACAUGAGAAUUCAUCAGUGGUUUUAAACUCUCUUAAAGUCAUUGUUUAUUUGAGUAAUUAUGUUCUGGAUAUCACCAAUGUUGUUCCUGGUUGGAGCAAGAAAUUAGGCACAUCUUUAGUGGCAUUACUUUCCAAUCCUCCCGAAAUUCAAUUCUUGGUGCUUCGAAAUGCCAUUCUUUUAUUACUUUCUAAACGGAACUUGGUAUCUCUUGAUGUUGAACAAUUAUUCUGUCAUUAUGAUGAUCCUGUUUAUGUCAAAGAUACAAAAUUGGAGAUCAUGUACUUGUUGGCCAAUGAAAGUAAUAUCUCUGUUGUAUUACCAGAAUUGGAAGAAUAUGCAUUGGAUAUUGAUAUUCAAAUGGCUAGGAAAGCUAUAAGAGCUUUUGGGAAUUUGGCAGUCAAAUUAGAAAAUGCUGCUGAUCAUUGUAUGUCAGUUAUGGCCUCUUUAAUUACCAAUGGAGUUGAUUACAUCGUUCAGGAAUCUGCAAUUGUGGUUAAGAACGUGGUCAGAAAGUAUCCGGGGAAAUUUGACUAUGUAGUUCAAGAGCUCUUGCAACAUUAUGAUUUGAUUGAAGAAAGUGAUGCCAAAAUUUCAAUGGUAUGGAUUAUAGGCCAAUAUUGUUCAAUCAUUGAUAAUGUCGACGUUGUGUUUAAUCAUUAUGCCAAAUCCUUCUUGGACGAACCAGUAGAAGUCCAGCUAGCAAUUGUCACCGCAGUGGUUAAAUAUUAUCUCAUAAUUCCUUCCAAGGGAGAACAGGUGAUGAUUCAAGUGUUGAAAUGGGCCACUGAAGACUCAGGAAAUCCAGAUUUAAGAGAUCGUGCCUAUAUAUAUUGGAGAUUAGUGUCUUCAACUUCAACAACUGGUGGUGGAGGAGGGCAGUCCACAGCAUUCCAAGAAUUGACAAAGAGUAUUGUCUUACAUAAUAAUCCACCCAUAAACUCCACCAAUGAUAAUAUCGACCCGAAUAUUUUGCAAGAGUUGGAAUUGAAUAUCGGAACAUUAGCAUCCAUCUAUUUGAAACCAGUUACGUUUGUGUUCCGAUUAUCGAAAAGAAAGACAUUAACUUCAAGUCCAGCACUUCAAAAGAGAAGUCCUAAAUUGAUUGAUCCUGGUGAUCAUCAUCAACGGCCAACACUUACCCCACCACCAGUACCUUUCAAAGCAGAUCGACAAAGAUUGACUGUACCAACAUUGGAAUCUAAAAGAACAAACUCAACUGGUGAAAUUCCUUAUCUCCCAAGAACAAAGUCAUAUGAAUCUGCCAGUAGUGGAGAAGUUAAAAAGGAAAGUUUGACUAGAAGACUUACCAGGAAGGCGUCACUACUUUCUCGAAGUAAUAGCCACAAGAAGUUUUGA